GAAUAUUUAAGUAAGAAUGCUUGACUUAGCGUAGUUUCCCUGUGGAGCUGUUUUCGUUUUCUUUUUCACACACACCCGCCCCAAACAACAACAGCGACUCUGUGUUCAGGAACAAAUAUACAAGUGUCAGGACUGGAUAAUUAUAUCUUGCCUUCCAUGCAGACUGCCUUGUAAAAUCUAGCAUUGUUGUUCUUGCUGAGCAGGCUGAGAAGGAGGGAGUUGACUUGUGGGUGUGUUUGUAGGGAGGUACAAAUAGAGUAUUUUGAAUAUUAAGGCAGAAGGAAGGCAUACAGUAUUAUACUUGUGUAAUACUUCUUUGCUGCAUAUGACUCAAGAGAAUACUUCGUGAAUUCUACACUUUUCAGAAGAUCGUCACCCAAAUUCAUUAUAAUACACCAACUUUCUCUUUUUUAAAGCAACAACUCAACUAAAUUAGUUCAGGGAGAGAUUAUUUUCUGGCUUAGCCCCUUACUUUUAGCUUUAAUUGAAUGCAUUCAUAGCAACAAUAGGACAGAAAUCAUUGUGAAUCUUACCUCUUCAUCAAGUUGCUUUUAGUUCCUCAGCAAGGAAAUUUAAGUUACAUUAUGUGAAAAUCCUUUCAAGAUACAGUUUUAAGAAUGCUAACAACUUUUUAAGCAACUAUAAAAGUGGUGAAGAUGAGUCUUGCAUUUUAGAACUUCUACAAAUAUAAGUUUUAACACACAUUUUCAGAAUUUGCAAGAUACUUCAUGGUCCUGCCACCCACCUCCCCGCCCCCAUUCCAAAUCAAGUUGUUGCAGAAGAUGAACAAAGUGGAUUUGUGGAGUUCACCAUUAAUCAUGGUGUCUUUCUGAAUGCUGUGCAUAUCUGAUAAGUACUGUUGUAAUGUAAAAGCUGAGUUGCAUAGCAUUGUAACAACAACAGCUAAAUUAAUGAGGUGAAUGUAGUUGUGGCUUUUCAAAAAUGCACACUCCCUUUUAGGUAUUUUUUUUCUCAUAUAAGUGCAGAGAGCAAUUAAGAUGAGCAGCUAGAGGGGUGAGGGGUGCAGUCGGCACGAAGUGCGGCUUCUCGUGCUUCCUUUGGGACUCACCCUUGCCACAAAGCUGGCAUAGGUGCACCCUGGAGAAGGAAGAAAUCUGGAGAGCCAAGAGAAGUGCUAAAAGUGAGAGUGGUGGACUGCAGAGGCCGGACUAGAUCCUGGCCAUGAGGUUUGAUGCCUCGCUUUAUUGAAGGAGAGACACUGGACCUAAAUGGCGCAGCAUGACUUUGUUCCUGCCUGGCUUAACUUCUCUACACCACAGUCUGCUAAGGCCCCUGGAACCACUCUUGAGAAGCAUGGAGAGCAUCUUCCUCGGGGAGAGGGCCGAUUUGGAGUAAGCCGGAGACGCCACAACUCUUCUGAUGGCUUUUUUAAUAAUGGUCCCCUCAGAACUGCAGGAGACUGCUGGCAUCAGCCUUCCCUGCACCGUCAUGAUUCUGUGGACUCUGGUGCUUCUAAAGGAGUUCAUGUUGGGCUAGCUGGCAAUCAGCCUGGCUGGUAUGGUUCUUCACGAGGCCAUGAUGGCAUGAAUCAAAGAGGAGGAGGAGGAACUGGAUCCCAUCGCCACUGGAAUGGCAAUUUCCACUCCCGAAAGGGUUCAGCCUUUCAGGAAAAGCCACCUGCUGAGACGAGGGAGGAAAAGGAAGAAAAGGAGAAACUGCAAUUUGAGGAGGAAGACUUUCCAUCAUUGAAUCCAGAAGCUGGAAAACAGAACAGCCAGAGUAAACCAGUUGGGACUCCAUCUGGUGUUUGGGAAAACCCUCCUAGUGCCAAGCAACCUACCAAGAUGCUGGUCAUCAAAAAGGUUUCAAAAGAAGAUCCUGCUGCUGCCUUCUCAGCUGCAUUUACGUCACCAGGGCCUCAGCUUUCAAAUGGCAACAAGGCAACUACCAUUGUCCCAAGCGUCUACAAAAAUCUGGUUCCCAAGCCUGCAACACCCCCUUCCAAGCCAAGCCAAUGGAAAGCUAACAGAAGUGAACAUAAACCAGGCUCGCUCUCCUCCAGCCGUGAUUCUGCUUUUACAAGUCCAGUGUCUGUAACCAAACCUGCUAUACUGGCCAGUGGCUCUGUUCUCACCUCUUCCAAAGAGAGUCCUUCCAGCAUCACCCCUCCCAUUGAAAUAAACUCCUCUCGCUUGACAAAGCUGAUGCGCCGCACCACAGAUAAGAAGAGUGAGUUCUUGAAGGCCUUGAAGGAUGACCGGAAUGGGGAGUUGCCAGAGCGCCAUGAGAGCAACAAAUUGGAGGAUAUGGAGGAUGGCAGCACACCCGAACCAAAGGAAAACUGGGAAGAGAAUUGUCACCAAAAUGGUCUUUCUCUGCCUUUAGAAGAAGGGGAGAACCUUUCUCACUCAUUAGAAGCAGAACACAGGUUAUUGAAAGCAAUGGGGUGGCAAGAGUACCCUGAAAAUGAUGAGAAUUGCCUUCCCCUCACAGAGGAUGAGCUCAAAGAGUUCCAAAUAAAGUCAGAGCAGCUAAGAAGAAACGGCUUUAGGAAGAAUGGAUUUCUUCAAGGCCGUGGCAACAGUCAACUAUUCUCCCACUGGAGAAGCACUUUUAAGACAGAGUUUGAGGAGUCGGAUACAGAAACAAGUAGCAGUGAAACUUCAGACGAUGAUGCCUGAAAAUAGGCACAAAAACCCACAGUACAAAACAACCCAGCAAACUCAGUUUGUAGUUCAGCACAUAAAUGUUUGGGGUUCAAAUGAAGCAGAGUUUAUUCUGUCUCAAGUCUGUUCAGUUUCUUUUUAUUGUUGAAAACUUCAUGCACAAGGGAAAGAAUUAUAUCCCAAAGAAGAAAGCUAUUGGCUUAUUUUUGGUUUUGCCCUUCUAUGCUUCAUAGAGACCAGUCCAUGCAGAUGGGUGACUCAUGGCCUUCUGGUGCAAGGCAUACUUUCAGUCUCAUCAGCAGCAGGAUGUAAGGGACUGAGUUGGGCAGCCACAUGCUUCUCAUACUGCCGUCCACAUAGCAAAAUGCUGUGCGGCAAUAAUGUGCUAAAACAAUCAUUGUCAAUGACAAAAUGGCUAUGGAAGUUCUAAUUGUGUUAAAUUAAUGCUAAUAACAUGGAACUUUUUUAUUUUGUUUUUUGGCGGCUCGGGGAGCUUCAUCACUUAACCAGGCGUGUUUGGUUUUUUUUUCUUUUUUGGGGGUACAGCUGUAAAAUAUUUGGAUAUAGGAAUUGUUUGUGUUCUUGCAACCUUGAUAUUCAGGGUGGAUUGUAAAAUAUAAAUUUUUGUGGGACUUCAAAGAUUAAGAUUAUUUUGAUAACAUUAUUUACAGAUUUUAAAAAGUGACUAUCACAUUGAGUCUGUAUGAGGGGGAAAACUACUGCAACAAAAGAUAACUAACUUGGAAUAAAUAUUUUGCAUCAGUUUGCCAA
Molecule: messenger RNA, 3398 nt
Organism: Podarcis raffonei (Aeolian wall lizard)
Lineage: Eukaryota; Metazoa; Chordata; Lepidosauria; Squamata; Lacertidae
Gene: GPBP1L1
Product: GC-rich promoter binding protein 1 like 1
Exons: 12
Coding region: 1230-2642 (470 amino acids)
Biological process (GO): DNA-templated transcription; positive regulation of DNA-templated transcription
Cellular component (GO): nucleus
Molecular function (GO): RNA binding; DNA binding
Source: RefSeq, a predicted model, not a curated record